UAUGUCUAGACUGAGGUUCUCUGUGCUUGGUGUGUCGUUUUGCAAUUAAUUGUUUAAAAGGUUUCACGCGUAAAAAGUGUGGUCAUGUAAACUGUUUUCAAACAAACCAUUUAGUGAAGCUGCGUGGCGCUGGCUGGUGGAGAGGGGUGGCCAUCACUGACUAUCUGCAGUGCGAGUGUGGUGCGCGACAGUGACACAUCAUGAAGUACUUGUGGACCUUCGCUCUACUUCACGUGCUGGCAGUUCUGACCGCAGGACUCACCGUGGGCUCUUCCCUUCACUGUGCCGUCCGUCGGGAGAUCUCCCCAUGUACCUGCAAGCACCACGAGGAGCGGCCAGGCAGCAUACAGGUGACCUGCGAGAGGAUGACCAGCUUCAUGCAGGUCGUGACGGCGCUCAAGGAUAGGUUCGAGGAGGAUGUGACCAUCUCGCUGACGAUAUCCUACUCGCAACUGGAGGAUUUGCCUCUACUCAGCUUCCUCAAGCUGGGCCUCAACGUGGAGACGUUGAAACUCAACCAUGACGACCUUAGCGGUCUGCCAGAUACAGUGUUUCUGGGGCUGGGUCGCACCGAGUUCCUCAGUCUGGCUGACAACAGCUUGCCUGUCGUCCCUCAUCACAUUCUGCGGCUGAUGCCCAUCAUCAAGACUCUGGACAUGAGCAGGUGCAAGAUCACAACUCUCAGAGGCCGCGACUUCCAGAAUCUGCCUCUUUUAAGGAUUCUUCUCCUCGCGUCUAACGCUGUAUCUCGCAUGGAUAACAAUACAUUCCCUGAGUCCCUGACAAAACUUCACUUGGCUCGAAACUCUUUGACUACUUUAAAUGGGACUUUAAGAAACCUGGCGGGGCUGGAAUGGCUUUUCAUCAACGAGAAUGAUCUUUCUUCUCUAGAUGGCGAGUUGCCUGAAAUGAUUCCCAACUCCAAACUCGCUCUUCUCGACGUUUCCUACAACAGACUCGAACGACUUCCGCAGGAGCUGCGACAUUUCCAAGCACUUAACGUUCUCUUUGCUCACGACAACCAGAUAACGGCUCUGAAUGGAGCUCUCUCCAAGAACCGGAGAUUGGAGAGGCUUCAUCUUGACAAAAAUAAUUUGACAACGCUCGCUCCAGACGACUUUGCAGAAGUUGAAGCUCUUGAGUUCUUGAAGCUUAGCUACAAUCAGCUGACCUCCCUGAAUUCUUCGUUGCUUCCUCUGCGCUCACUGAGACUACUCAACCUCACUCACAACUACCUAGAGGAGUUCUCACUCCAGGACAUCAGAGGUCUGAGACACCUCACCAUCGUAGACAUCUCUCACAACAAGAUCUCUCGUCUUGGCGGACGAAUGGAGAACCUUGUAGAGCUAGAGACACGUGUGAUAGAGCUGAGACUGGACCACAACAGGCUAGAGGACCUGGGCGGGGCUCUGAUGGGACUCAACAGUCUACAGCGACUCAACCUCAGUCAUAACCGGCUCACUCACAUUUCUCCAGACGAUCUCAUCGGACUAGACAACCUCAAGAUCCUGGACGUGUCUUUCAACCUACUUACAACCCUUGAGGAAACUUCCAAGACUUUUCUACCGUCCCUGGAGGAGCUGAUUGCAACUAACAAUCAGCUGAUUGCGCUUGAGCGAGACUUCCACGGUCUGCCUGUGCUCUGCUGGGCCGACCUAAGCUACAAUCAUAUCCGACUCAUCAGCAAAGAAUUGGUGGAGAAAACUCAAUGUCAGCUGCAUGGCGUCAACAGGACCCUCAACAUCUAUCUGAAUGAAAACCCAGUUUUAUGUGAUGACAACAUGAUGGCAACGAUAAAAGUGAUGGAAGAGAAGAAUACGACCAAAGUGUUCGGCAAGGUGGACUGCGUAGUGGAAGUCAACAACACAGUUCCGAUGGCAAUGCCGAUGAUGCCUCUGGCAGUAUAGGACACGACUGUGGCAGCUUAGAAUACUUUUACUUACUCUCCUGGCUUCACAAGACAAGCGGAAAAUAGAGGGCAUUUACCGAUUUUGAGGUUACCAUCACGUGGUGUGAGCGCUAGCAGACCAAGCUUUAUAAGAACUUAGUAUAAAAACGUUAGACUUUUAUCGUAUUACAUAUUUUAGAGUAGCGAUUUAUCCUGUAUUAAAUAUCUCGUAAAUGCUGUGAGGUAGAAUAUUUGUAAGUGUUUAGAUUGUAUUAAUCUUUUUUUUUAUAAACUUUUUAUCUAGCGUAGGAAACGGUAGUAAAAUUAGUUGUUAAGUGUGAAAAGUCAUUAUAAUCUUAGAUUUGAUAGGAAUGUUGAACAAUUGAAAGCAAUGUAAAUGACAGUGUGAAUAGUUAGUGAAUAAAUAAAUAUAUUUAUUUUUAAUAA
Messenger RNA from Macrosteles quadrilineatus (aster leafhopper), 2335 nucleotides. It is a transcript of the gene ltl, whose product is annotated as leucine-rich repeat-containing protein 1. Lineage: Eukaryota; Metazoa; Arthropoda; Insecta; Hemiptera; Cicadellidae. Bases 201 to 1907 code for a protein of 568 amino acids. Gene Ontology annotation, molecular function: protein binding. The record is from RefSeq and is a predicted model, not a curated record. The transcript has 9 exons. Gene Ontology annotation, cellular component: extracellular matrix.